GAAAUGGCAAAAGCGUAUGUGAAAUCCAAGGAGAUGGUGGAGCUGGUCAACGUGCCAUCCUGGAUGGACAAAGGUCUGGGCUCUCAAAAUGAGAUGAAGGAGGAGGAGAGAAGACCAGGUGCUUACGGGCUACUCAGCAGCUUAACUGAAGAGCAUGACAGUAUUGAGGAGGAAGAAGAGGAGGAAGAAGACGGGGAGAGACCUAAGAGAAGGGGUCCCAAGAAAAAGAAGAUGACCAAAGCGCGCCUUGAGCGAUUCAGGGCUCGAAGAGUCAAGGCCAAUGCCAGAGAACGGACCCGGAUGCAUGGGCUGAAUGACGCCCUGGAUAACCUGAGGAAGGUCAUGCCAUGCUACUCUAAAACGCAAAAGCUUUCUAAGAUAGAGACCCUCAGACUGGCCAGGAACUAUAUUUGGGCUUUGUCUGAAGUCCUGGAGACUGGCCAGACACCUGAAGGGAAGGGCUUUGUGGAGAUGCUUUGUAAAGGGCUCUCUCAGCCUACAAGCAACCUGGUGGCUGGAUGCCUUCAGCUGGGUCCUCAGUCUGUCCUCCUGGAGAAGCAGGAAGAGAAAUCUCCUAUUUGUGAUUCUGCCAUCUCAGUCCACAACUUCAACUAUCAGUCUCCAGGGCUUCCCAGCCCUCCUUAUGGCCAUAUGGAAACACAUCUUCUUCAUCUUAAGCCUCAAGCAUUCAAGAGUUUGGGAGAAUCGUCCUUUGGGAGCCACCCACCUGACUGUGGUACCCCACCGUAUGAGGGCCCACUCACUCCACCUCUGAGCAUCAGUGGGAACUUCUCCUUGAAGCAAGAUGGCUCUCCUGACCUAGAAAAAUCAUACAGCUUCAUGCCACAUUACCCUUCUGCAAGCUUAAGCUCAGGGCAUGUGCAUUCAACUCCCUUCCCGGCUGGUACUCUUCGCUAUGAUGUUCCCAUAGACAUGUCCUAUGAUUCCUACCCUCACCAUGGUAUUGGAUCACAACUUAAUACAAUCUUUACUGAAUAG
Molecule: messenger RNA, 999 nt
Organism: Nycticebus coucang (slow loris)
Lineage: Eukaryota; Metazoa; Chordata; Mammalia; Primates; Lorisidae
Gene: NEUROD4
Product: neuronal differentiation 4
Exons: 1
Coding region: 4-999 (331 amino acids)
Biological process (GO): nervous system development; regulation of DNA-templated transcription
Molecular function (GO): protein dimerization activity
Source: RefSeq, a predicted model, not a curated record